Messenger RNA from Momordica charantia (bitter melon), 1251 nucleotides. NCBI's taxonomy places the organism in Eukaryota, Viridiplantae, Streptophyta, Magnoliopsida, Cucurbitales, Cucurbitaceae. The record is from RefSeq and is a predicted model, not a curated record.
CACACAAUAAAAUAAAAUCUCAAAAAGGAAAUAACUCUGUGACUGGGAGCUCGAGCCUUGAGGUUGAGGCGAACAUUUCUGCUUCUUUGAUAAGGAGAGAAGACUAUACUGAAGGAGAGACCGAAUAGAUCUUUCCGGCCAAUGGCUUCUGCUUCUGCUUCUGCUUCUAUGAUCAAUUCUCUGAUAUCCCCUCUCUGCAACUCCGGCGCCAAAUCAGAGGUCUUCUUCUUGAACUCUCCGGCCACUCCUAGAUGCCGGACGCUCGGACGCACUCCGUCUCUUAAUUCGAAGAAGAGCAACCUGUUUGGGACAGUCUCUUCCUCUUCUGCCUCUGUUGUUUGCAAGGCGGUAUCGGUUAAGCCUCAGACUGAGAUUGAAGGCCUCAACAUCGCCGAAGAUGUAACUCAGCUGAUAGGUAAGACACCCAUGGUCUACCUGAACAAUAUCGUCAAGGGAUCUGUGGCAAACAUUGCAGCUAAACUUGAAAUAAUGGAACCAUGUUGUAGUGUGAAGGACAGGAUAGGUUAUAGUAUGAUAUCUGAUGCUGAGCAGAAAGGACUUAUUUCACCAGGAAAGAGUAUUUUGGUUGAACCUACCAGUGGAAACACAGGGAUUGGUCUCGCAUUCAUUGCUGCUUCAAAAGGAUACAAACUAAUAUUGACAAUGCCAUCAUCAAUGAGUUUGGAGAGGAGAGUUCUUUUAAAAGCAUUUGGAGCUGAACUUGUUUUAACUGAUGCAGCAAAGGGCAUGAAGGGAGCAGUUCAGAAAGCUGAAGAGAUUUUAAAAAAGACACCUAAUUCUUACAUGCUUCAACAAUUUGACAAUCCCGCUAACCCUAAGGUACACUUUGAGACAACCGGUCCAGAGAUAUGGGAAGACAGUAAUGGCAAGGUGGAUAUUUUUGUUGCAGGAAUUGGAACAGGCGGAACAAUUUCUGGUGUUGGCCGAUUCUUGAAACAGAAAAAUCCAAAAAUCAAGGUUAUUGGUAUUGAACCUACGGAAAGUAACAUACUUUCUGGAGGAAAGCCUGGACCGCAUAAAAUUCAGGGAAUUGGAGCUGGUUUUGUACCCAAGAAUUUGGAUGAAGGGAUAAUUGAUGAAGUCAUACAGAUAUCUAGUGAUGAAGCUAUUGAGACAGCCAAACAAUUGGCAUUGCAGGAAGGCUUGCUGGUGGGCAUUUCUUCUGGAGCAGCAGCUGCAGCUGCAUUGCAGGUUGGAAAGAGACCUGAGAAUGCUGGAAAGCUUAUUGUG